Molecule: messenger RNA, 1071 nt
Organism: Dracunculus medinensis (Guinea worm)
Lineage: Eukaryota; Metazoa; Nematoda; Chromadorea; Rhabditida; Dracunculidae
Source: the annotation of a GenBank genome assembly
AUGGGCAACGAACAUGAUGAAAAGCAACAAUCAAUAUCUCGUCAAAGUCCUCCAAUCAAUUCAGGCAAAAUAAUAAUGCUGAACGAUUCAGGAACUGAGUCAGAUGUUGAUGAAUUAGAACAAUUGGAUUCAAUGUCAAAUGGUAUGGCUGAUGUGAAUGCAAUUGAUCGUAGUCCACCAAAGUUAACUAGCUCGCCUCCAGUUGUUGCAGAUUUUGAUACGAUUAGUUGGAAUAGUUCUGACUGUGAAUCUGGUGUAGUUUUUGGUGAUAAAAAUAAUGAUUUUGAUGAUUUAUUGCUGGAUAGUUUCUAUUUAUUCGAGGAGAAACAAGAUGUAAAUGGAUUAUCAGUGAGUCAGUGCGGGGAGCUCAAUACUAAUGGGGCCGCCGGCGGUCGAAAUUUUACAAAUCCCUCUAAACCUGAAAAGAGAGGCGCAUUUCGUCCAGUGAAUAAGAUGUAUAAUCAGUCAGACAUUAAGGGCGAGAAAAAUUCAUCAGGUAUAACAACAACUGUUUCAACAACAAAUCAUGGCAUUGUUGGAGAAAAGCGAUGUUAUGGCAAUGUUGAUAACGAGAAUGGACAGUCGUCUUCAUUUGUCCUACCAGUUCGUAAUUCUAACGGAGGUCAGGAAAAAGAUCGUGAGACGUUAAUUGCCGCUCGCCGCCAACCAGUCAAAUUAAUUAUUUAUAAUUCAGUCAAUGUGGAAAAUAGAGCAAAAAAUACGAAUGUUUAUGAACAGAAUGAUUACUGUCCAGUAAAGAAGGGCCGAUUAAAUCCAGUUGAUAUCAGACCUUCUCUAAAUUUCGAAAAAAUGAGACAACGUAUGUUAAUGAAUACAACAUACUGUAUUGGAUCUGUAGAGUUCCUUGAAUCGUCAACAGUUACUGACCAUGAUAUCGAAAAACGAAAGAAUGAUUGGGCAGUUGUAUCGCCAUCGUCUACCUCAUGUUGCUUGUCAUCUUGCAAUUCAUCAUCCACAACAAACAUUCAGUUUCGUUCAUCUUGUUGUCAGCAGUUGGGCUGUAAAUUUCGCAUUAAUGAGGGCGAUAGUGCAACAGAUUCAAUGCUUUAA